Anguilla anguilla (European eel) is the source of this 1824-nucleotide messenger RNA. RefSeq names its product interferon alpha/beta receptor 1a-like. NCBI's taxonomy places the organism in Eukaryota, Metazoa, Chordata, Actinopteri, Anguilliformes, Anguillidae. The coding region runs from base 167 to 1117 and encodes 316 amino acids. The transcript has 7 exons. The record is from RefSeq and is a predicted model, not a curated record. Gene Ontology annotation, molecular function: protein binding.
GUUGGCGGCUCUGGUCAUGUUUCUUGUAAAUCAGACAGCGGCUAGAAAGCUACCCGAGUUCUAACAGUUCGUUACACUGGAGGAAAGCUUCUAGGUUUGUCCCCUGGAUAGAACCUGAAUAGAAGAGGGAAUCAGAAACCAUGUAACCCCAGUCAGGAAUUGAGCAAUGUGGGAACUAAAGUGGUGUCUAGCGUUCAUUUUCAUGAUCACAGUCACUGCAGCCUUGCACAGCCCUUACAAUGUGAUGAUGGACGCGGUGAACACCCGGUACAUCCUGACGUGGGACUGGGACCAAACACAGACCAACUACACCAUGGAGUUUACCUCAGAAUAUACAUUUUCCACAGAAAAGUCCUACACAACAGCGUGCAACAGGACAGCCGAGAAGCACUGUGACUUCUCCCAUCGCCUGGAAUACCACUCGCGCUACGAGCUGCGGGUUCGAGCGGAGGGCAGGAGGGAGAGCUCCCCUUGGUCACUCUGCCGUUUCUCCCCAGUCCACCAGGCACCUCUGGGGCCCCCUUCUGGUGUGGCGAUCCGGAGUAGGGAAGCCAUGCUGACGGUCAUCAUCACAGAGUCACUGACUGUCAACAACAUGCCCAUGAGCUCCAUCUUGCGCUUGUCUUACAGAGUACAGUACUGGGAGAAGCAUGCUCCUCAGAGGUACAGCACCCUGGAACUGCAGGCCACACAGGGGACGCUGACAGCGCUGAAGCCUUGGACAGACUACUGCCUGCGCGUCUGUGCAUUUCACCUGGACUACAAUAAGACCAGCCCAUAUUCCAGCACACAGUGCGUGAAGACUGGGGGCAGGGACCCCCAUCUUGGCUGGUACAUGCUUCCACUCUUGUGCUGUCUGCUGCUCGUGACGUGUCUCAGCUUUUGGCACCGUGAGAAGAUUAGGAGCCUCUUCCUACACCCCGACCUGCCCAGCAGCAUACAGGAUCCUCGUCCGUCAGCUAUGCGUCUCCUGAUGCAGCCCCGAGAGGAGAGUUGCGCAGCGCUGGUGCUGGUAGCUGCGCGGGUACCGCAGCGCCCCCCAGAGGACUGGAGGGCAGAGCAGGCCUCGGCCACGGGGCAGGACAGCUCGGGGCAGGACUCUUCACAGAAGCUAUGAAGAGAAGAACCCCGCUGAACUGCUAGCACUGCCCGGCGUCCAGCGGCAUGGCUGGGUAGCAGACAUCGGCCAGAGCAGCACUGCUGAAUCCUCAGGAUUCAGGAGAAUCUCAGAGACACAGGCUCUGUCCCAGGCCCCGAGCUAUCAAUCUGCUAUUGUCUAGCUAACAGGACUAGUUGGCGGCAACAUGUUUUGCUACUGAGGAGUGGACUUUGAAAAUGACUCUAUCAUUGACUGUCGACUGACUGAAUUAAAUGACCCAAUGAGCCAGAGGAAAUGUACGGGGGACAAAUGCCUGUAAUGUGCAAAACCCGUGGUACAUUUACAGUAGAUUGUGGGUCCAUUUUGAAAGUGUUUGUUUGUCAUAAAUGACGGCAGCUGUAUUGUUUCUUUGGUGCGUGCUUGUGUGUGUGUGUGUAUGUAUGUAUAUGUGUGUGUUUGUGUGUCUGCAUGGGUGCGCGCACACAUAUGGGACACAAUGAGAGUGCUGCUUUACUGAAUGGUACUGUCUUACUAAAGGUCAAUUUACACCGAAAUCAAUAACUGUCUAUGGCGAUAACAAUAACCAUAUAAGUAAAAAAUUCAUUUAAAAAAACUAUAAAUGCAGCCAUAAGGAUAACAAUAACUACAAGUUUUGAUCGCUCCCAGAAUGAUUACUUUUAUUCAGGUACAGUGAUAAAGCACCUUCAGCCAAUAAAAACUGAAUU